This is a messenger RNA of Fusarium mangiferae, 1515 nucleotides long. RefSeq lists its product as uncharacterized. The transcript has 3 exons. Gene Ontology annotation, molecular function: hydrolase activity, acting on carbon-nitrogen (but not peptide) bonds. The coding region runs from base 1 to 1515 and encodes 504 amino acids. NCBI's taxonomy places the organism in Eukaryota, Fungi, Ascomycota, Sordariomycetes, Hypocreales, Nectriaceae. The record is from RefSeq and is a predicted model, not a curated record.
AUGAAAGCUCCAGGUUCGGUCUCUAGCCUUCUUCUGGCAGCAGCUCUUUUCGUUUCCCCAGGCUCAGCUGCCUCCAAGAAGUCAAGCAACAAGACAGCCAUCGCAGACACCGUCUUUCACAAUGGCUCCAUCUACUCACUUGACCUCCUCUCCACAAAAUACUCCGCUCUCGCCGUCAAAGAUGGAUACAUCACCUUCCUAGGCGAUGAGAAAGGCAUCCAGUCAUACAUCACUAAAAAUACCUCGGUCUUCAACCUUGAGGGCCGAAUGAUGAUGCCCGGUCUCGUGGAUGCCCAUAUGCAUCCUCUUAGCGGCGGAGCUGGUCUUCUCAAGUGUAACAUGAACUUCCAGCCCUUGGGCCUUAAGGUUAUCUCGCUCGACUACUAUGCGUUGGUAGACGAUACUGGCGGCGUUACGAAGAAGGACCUGGAUAAGCUGAAGACAAAAAGGCCUAUCCUUGUCGCGUCAGCUGAUUCGCAUACCUUCUGGGUCAACUCAGCUGCCUUGAAGGUAUCAUCCCUCACUAGCAAGACAAAAGACCCACGAAACGGCAAAUUUGAACGACUCCCAGGAAGUCAAGAACUCUCAGGAAUUCUACAAGAUUCUGCGACGAGUUUAUUAGCAGGUCCCGCGCCUCCAACACCCAAAGACAACAUUCGAUCUGCCAGAGCUGCGUUGAAGCUUCUCCGCGAGGAGGGCGUUACAAGUUUUCAAGAGGCUGCAUCGAGCGAGGAUACAGCUCUUGCGUUUGCGGCUAUCAAGAAAGAGGGAGGCUUGACAGCUCGUGGCUUUUUCGACUAUCUCGUGCUGCCACCUAACAACACUGCGGGAAUUGAUGGUCUUGUCAAGGACGUGGUCAAUAUUACUUCAACGUGGAAUGAUAAGAGGGAACUGGGACCCAGCCCUUCUAUGAAGUGGCAUGCUGUUAAGAUGUUCAUGGAUGGUGUUCUACUGUACCCCGCGAAUACCGGCUCUCUCAUCGAGCCAUACUUUCAACCUGUGGCUAGUACGUCAAUGUGGGCACCCAAGUCAGACUUCGGACCGAAAACAUACUGGGACAAGGAACUGUUGAGUCUGACCCUGACGAAACUGUUCAAGAACAACAUCGACGCUCAGAUCCAUGUUGACGGAGAUCUAGCUGUUCGGACAGCUCUCGAUGCCCUCGAGGAGCUCCGUGAUAAGAAUCCCAAACUUCGUGAUUACCGGGUGGGAUUCGCUCACAAUGAAGUAACAGACCCUCCAGAUUGGCCUCGCUUCGCUGAACUCAAGGCCGAUCCCAUCAUGAGCUUUCAGUGGUCACAGGCUAGCUCAGUCUGGCUCCCAAAUGGUGUGAAGAGUAUGGGCCCAAGACGAUCGCACUAUAUGGAAGCUUUUGGAGAACUUGCCAAGUUCGGGUCUGCCAUUGUCUACGGUAGCGACUGGCCAAUUGAUCCUUUGGAUGAGUGGCUCGCCAUCAAAGCAGGCGUCACACGCUCAGGCGAUCCCAAGAACCCCAAUUCCCCAGCCUCGCAAUGA